AUGUACUCUAAAAAGCAUGGCCGUCAGUAUGAUAUUAUCGUGCUUGGAGCAACAGGGUAUUCCGGCCACAUGACAGCGGAACACAUUACGAUCAAUCUUCCAUCAAGUCUGAAAUGGGCUGUUGCUGGUCGUUCAGCAGACAAGCUCAAACAGCUCGUCUCUCGAUGCAAGGAUCUUAAUCCACAUCGGAUCCAACCAGCAAUUGAAAUAUGCAACCUCAAUAACGAAGAGAUCUCUGUACUAGCGAACAAGACAUUCUGUCUAAUUACCACAGUCGGCCCCUACGCGCUCCACGGAGAAUGUGCAUUCAAAGCCUGCGCUGAAGCCGGCACACACUACAUCGAUUGUACACCCGAAGUUCCAUGGACGUUAGAAAUGAUCAAGAAGUAUGAAGCUACAGCCAAGGCAUCUGGUGCUUGGAUGAUACCCCAGUGCGCCAUGGAAUCUGCGCCGUCGGACAUACUCACCUGGGCAGUUGCUGAGGAGGUCAAGUCCAAAUUUUCGUCCCAGGUGGGAGAUGUCGUGAUGGAUCUUCAUCAGUUGACUUCUGUUCCAUCCGGCGGAACACUAGCUACCAUCUUGAACCUCUUCAGCCAAUACCCCCUCAAGACCCUCCUCCAGUCGAUUGAACCAUAUGCCCUAUCACCCGAACCGAACAAUCAUCCACUCCCCAAAAGAUCUUUUUGGUCCUCACUCACUGGAGUAUACAAAGUACCAGGCCUCCCUCUCCUAUCAACCAGCAUAUCCGGCAAAGCCAACGAAGCCAUAGUCUUCCGUACCUGGGGCUUACUUAAGCAAGAUCCCAACCUACAAAAGGAGUUUUAUGGGCCUAAGUUCACAUACAGGGAAUUCAUGUAUGCGCCUGGCUUUGUGCGGGGUAUGUUGAUGCAUUAUUUUAUUGUGAUAGGUGGGUAUCUCCUGCUGUUGGCACCCGUUCGGACGUUGGUGAGACGAUUCGUUUUCAAACCGGGUGAUGGACCGGAUACCAAAAAAGCCAAGGACGAAGUUAUUGAGUUACAAGCUGUUGGGAAACCUGUUCCUACAACCGAAGAAAACAAGCAGGUUCUGGGGAAGCUUAGAUAUCAUGGGAGUAUGUACUAUUUGACGGCUACUUUCCUCGCAGAAGCAGCAGCUACAAUGUUGGAAGAGGAUGAGUCUGUCAGAUUGACUGGAGGGAUCUAUACGCCUGCAUGUCUUGGAGAGAGGAGAAAAAUCAACAAUAUGGCCCGCGCCAUCUCUCCACCGCAACCGAUACAUUCAGACCAACAACCCUCAUCUUCCGACACCGACACCUACACAAUCGACAUAAUCAACUUGAAUAAUCUACUCGCCCGCCUGGAGCAAAACAUAUUUCUAUCUUCUUCAGCAGGACGUCAGCUUUCACAGCAAUCACAUCUUGAAUGCGUGCGAAUAGGCGCUAACAUUGACUAUGCGCAAACCCUUAUCAAGAAAAUUGAGCGUUCAUUACCAGCAGUUAAAGCGCCCGCGAUACGGCAUGAACGAACAACCGAUCUCACGAAGAAGAGAGGAAGAUACGAAAAAGUCAAGGAGAGAUUUGACUGGAUCAAAGAAGAUGUUGAAAGGAGUGCAGACAGAGAGGAGGAAGAUGUACAAGAAGCUGACGAGGAAGAUGAUAUAUGGGAGGGAUUAGCGCCGGUUGAAAACGGCGCAGCAGCAGCAGCGGAGCUCGAGUCGAAUAAUCUCAUAUUAUCGGAAGAAACAACAACAAUACGACAACGACGUUCCGAUAAGACCUCUAUUGCUCCUGCAACUACAUCAAUAGCCGCGGCCAUGGCCAGCGGAACAUCAAGCUCGACAUUCCUAGCUCCGAAACCCACACCAGCAACAACAGCACCACCAAUCGACACCAAAGAAACAGCCCUCGCCACCCACCGCAGCGAACAAGAAUCCCUAACUACCAGCCUUCUAACAUUAGCUAGCCAACUCAAAUCCUCUUCCGAAGCAUUCCAGACGUCCCUGGAGAACGAAAAGGGGAUCCUCAACAGAGCCGUUGAGGGGCUGGAUAAGAAUAUGACUGGAAUGGAAGCAGCGGGGAAGAGGAUGGGGGUGUUGAGACGGAUGACAGAGGGAAGAGGAUGGUGGGGGAGGAUGAUGAUGUAUGCUUGGAUAUUUGGGCUGUGGAUUGUGGCGUUAGCCAUUGUGUAUCUGGGGCCUAAGUUGAGGUUUUAG
Messenger RNA from Talaromyces amestolkiae, 2190 nucleotides. RefSeq lists its product as uncharacterized. Gene Ontology annotation, cellular component: plasma membrane; mitochondrion; lipid droplet. Gene Ontology annotation, biological process: glycolipid biosynthetic process. Lineage: Eukaryota; Fungi; Ascomycota; Eurotiomycetes; Eurotiales; Trichocomaceae. The coding region runs from base 1 to 2190 and encodes 729 amino acids. The record is from RefSeq and is a predicted model, not a curated record. The transcript is spliced from 7 exons.